AUUAAUUUGGGCCGUUAACCUUGUUUACGUGGCAUUUUUUAUAUUUUUUUUGAUGAUGUGGAGAGCAAAAUUUCAAAAAGUGAUGACAUGGAUAAAAUUUUUGCCAUGUCAGAUGCUAUCCGGCGAAAACACACUAAAUCCAUGCAAGGGCUAAAAAGAAAGGAAAUUAGGAUAAGGAUCAAGGCUGAUAUUUCUCUCCUCAGCCACGUGUUUUGCUCUUCCUUAUCUUCUCCUUCUUCCCGAUUCUUCCUCCCGACAGCCCCCCUCCAAGCCCCUUUAGCCACCGACUCAUUUCUUUGAGAAAAUUGGUGACCAAGCUUGGGAUUUUCUCUUCCUUUUCUUGUUCUUGAACCCAGAAACCCCCCCCCCUUUGCUGGAAAUCCCGGAUCUGCUCUGCUCUUCUCCCCUGUCCACCGGCUGCUAUGUGGGUUUGAAUUUAUGGGCAUUUUUCGGGUAAGCCAUAGCCAAGAAAUCAUCUCUUUAACCUUGAUUUAGGCUGGGAUAUGCUAAUUUCUGUUUAUUUCCCUCAAUUUUUUUGGGUAGUCCGUGAGUUUCCCCUGCAGAUGCUGCCGGCUUCUUCUCCCUGCCAAGUCCGGUUCUUGCUGGAAAAUUUUGGUAUGAUGGCCACUUCUUUAAGCCCUAAAUUAGCCAUUUAAUUGCUGCUUUGUGUGUGUCUGAAUUGUGCCAAAAAUGGGGAGGAAUUCCGGUAGCAUUUAGUAGCAUUUUAAAUGUGUUUUAAGCUUGAUUAAGUAGAAUUGAGCUUGAAUUAGCUGCUGUGAUGUUUUGUGUGAAAAUUCCGUGUGUGUGAAUUGUGAUUUGCCAAAGUUAUGCUCUCCCUGUGCUGCCGUGAGAAAUGGGAAAAUUUUGGUAGAUUAAGUUAUGUUUUAAGCUUGGUUUAAGUGUAAAUUAGCUUGAAUUGGGUUGUUGUGAUCUUCGAGUGAAAUCCCGUGAGAUUAGUUAGUGUUUUGGCCAAUUUGUGGGAGUGGAGUUACUAUUCACGUCAGGGUCACUGUUCACCGGCACUGUUCACCGGUUACUGUUCACACCCCGAGAGUCGACAAUUAACGAGGACUUAAAUGAUUAGUUUGUGAUAUAAGAACGAAUUUGGAGAUAUUUGAUCAUGUGGAGAUUUAUGGAAAUAGCUUUGUGAUUAGGAAUGAUCCUAAUGAUGAUUUCAGUGUAAAUUUGUGAUAGUGGUAUUAAUUCUUGGAAUAUUUUGAUUAGGUUCUCGAUCGUUCUAUCAGUUUAGUACGUGAAUUGAGUGCUCGGUUUUGCGGAGUGAGGUAAGUAAUUUAUGGU
This is a messenger RNA of Rubroshorea leprosula, 1299 nucleotides long. The record is from the annotation of a GenBank genome assembly. Lineage: Eukaryota; Viridiplantae; Streptophyta; Magnoliopsida; Malvales; Dipterocarpaceae.